AGCUAUCUCAUCAUCAUUGAUAAUGGUCGGUUUGGCAACGUCGCGUCGCUCACCUGGCGCUACCUGCGCAGUGUCAACAGGGGGGCAAGCGAGCGAGCGGCAGUCGAUCCUACGAUCCGACAGACACGCUCGUCUCGAGCUGUCCUUACAUUUUUAUAUCAAAAAUAUUCCACAAAUCUUUAGUUACAAGUUAAAUAGUGACGCGUAUUGAGUACUUUAGUGUAAUAAAAGCGCGCGAAGUGAAAACUUUUAGAGUCAGUGGACGAAUACGGUAUUCAAAUUAGGAACGUUCAACGACACCGUUCGAAAAGCUUGUUCGUAUCCAUAGAGUUAGCGACAGAACUCUUAGAUUCGGUGUGGCUAUGUGAUGUGAGUUAAUUCUAGAUUUUCACCUACAGCGGAAACAGCUUACGUAGACGGCUAGCGGUAAAACGCCGUCCGCGCCGCACGCUAGUUCUUGUUUCAUGUUGAGUAACCGUCAGGUUUCUAAAAAAGUGCUUUCGAACGAACAUACAACAGCGUAUACGUGAAUUUCGGUGGUUCGCCCACGGUCCCGUUAUAGUGUGGGGGGACUGGAUGGACUGUUGUUGAUGCGUCGUGGGCUUGUGUGUCGAGGGUAGUGCCGAGGAGCCAGGGUUGUUGUGCGGUGGUGUGGCAGUGCAUGGCGCGAUGAUCAGCGGCGGCUGGGUGUGCGCGCUGCACGUGCGCACGGCGGGCCUGGGGGGCGCGGCGCUGGGCUCCGACGAGGAAGAGGUCGUGUAUCUCGCGUACGCCGUCGUAGACGUGCUCACCAACCAGAUUAUUGGAGAGCGGGAAUAUGCAGUGAGGCCCACAACCUCUGAUAUCAAGGAACAGAUUAAUAGGGUCGCAUCGCUGUCCGAGAGUUUGGUUGAAGAACAAAAUAUAAUAAAGGCAGAUUUGUCAGCCCUUAAGGAUAGAUUGAACACUUUCGACGAGUUCGUGAGAUCUCUGCAGGUGGACCCUCACUCACCACUCUUCAGGCUCGUGACGGACGGACAGCCUCCUUUAAGACAAUGUCUCCACCCCGAGGCAUGCAGCAAGGAUCUCUCUCUGCCGACGUACUACGCCCGUUUUCACGACAUUCGCAAGGAGUACGUGCGCGCGUACACUCUGCGCGCGGUGGCGGGCGCGCGCGCUGGGGCGCCGCCUCCGCCGCCGCCAGACCAUCCCAGCUCCAUGCUGGAUAUGCUCAACUAUUUAGGUAUAAGCCCCUACAGCGGCGAAAACUUCUACGCGGCUGAGGUCAAAGACAUGACCAGUAUUAUACAGAGGAUAAUCGCUGAUGGAUUCCGGCUGGAACUUCCGGAGACAGUAGACCUAGUUUUAGAAACUGGUAUUUGCUCAAAAGACGAUGAAAUAGACGGUAACUGUAUAGUCCGCGCUCGGGGGCUGCCGUGGCAGUCAUCGGAUCAAGACAUCGCUAAAUUCUUCCGAGGGCUCAAUGUUGCAAAGGGUGGCGUAGCCCUGUGCCUGUCGCCUCAAGGUAGACGUAACGGCGAGGCGCUGGUGCGGUUCGUGUCUCAGGAGCACAGAGACAUGGCGCUCAAGCGACAUAAGCAUCAUAUAGGAUCGCGGUACAUCGAGGUGUACCGUGCCAGUGGCGAGGACUUCCUGUCAGUCGCAGGGGGCGCCACUUGCGAGGCGGCCGCGUUCCUGUCUCGCGGGGCGCAGGUUAUCGUGCGGAUGAGAGGACUACCAUACGAUGCUACGCCACAGCAAGUUUUGGAUUUCUUCUCGACGGGCGAGAACCCGGUCCUGGUAUUGGACGGGGCGGAGGGCGUGCUGUUCGUCCGGCGCGCGGACGGCAGGGCCACGGGAGACGCCUUCGUGCUCUUCUCCAAGGAGGAGGAUGCCCCAAAAGCCUUGUCCAGACAUCGCAAGUCCAUCGGCGCGAGGUACAUCGAGCUCUUCCGGUCUACUACUGCUGAAGUACAACAGGUACUGAACCGCUCGCUGGAGACACGCACCUCCCAGUCCAGCACUCCAUCGGCGGCGCCGGCGCCCGCUGAGGGUCUGCUGCCGGUGGCGCUGGUGCCACAACAUGUCAUCACCUCGGGGACCGCUAAAGACUGUGUGCGGCUGAGGGGCUUGCCUUAUGAGGCACAGGUGGAGCACAUACUGACAUUCCUGGACGAAUUCGCCAAGAACAUAGUGGUGCAGGGAGUCCACAUGGUAUAUAAUGCUCAGGGUCACCCGAGCGGCGAGGCCUUCAUCCAGAUGGACAGCGAGGCGAGCGCCUUCCUCUGCGCGCAACACAAGCACCACCGCUACAUGACCUUCGGCAAGAAGCAGCGGUAUAUUGAGGUGUUCCAGUGCUCAGGCGACGACAUGAACCUAGUGCUAACCGGCGGCGUGACCCCGGCCACGUCCCCCAAGGUGCUGUCCCCCGGUACGUUGGUCCCCCCCGCCGCGCCCGCCCCGCGCCUGCUCGCGCAACACAUCGCGCACCAGAGCCUGCUCGCCAGGCAACACGAGAACCUCCUCCUGGCCUCGCUCCGGCCUCCCCUAGUCCCCAUGAUGCCUACCUACGCGGCCGUCAGGUCCCAACCCCCUCAGUACCAAAUCCCCCAAAUGAUUCCUCAGCAAACUGUUUUACCGACAAAGAGAUCUUAUGAACGCGCGUUUCAACAGACUGAAGCUACGCCGGCUAAAAGGCAAUAUACAUUACCGCCACAAAUGGCGCCUGCGCUAUCGUUACCGGUAUUUUCUUACGGGGCAUCGGCUCCUAUAUUUUCGUACGCGAACACGAGUCCUAUGUUAUCAACGUAUAACACAUUGCCGACUGCUUUACCGACCGCGCUGCCGGCGGGCUACAGUACCGCGCUGUCAGCCGCUCUGCCCGGCUCGAUGACGUCACCAUUCCCACUGUCAAUGUUCUCUACAUACCCAUAUUACCCAGGGGUCUAAAUGCCGACCUUGGCUUUGUCGCCUUAAUCUUACUUUUAAAAGUAAUUUAAGAAGGUUCUCUUAGUAGAUCCGAAAUAUUUUAUUAAUGAUCGUGUCUUGAAAUAGUAUAUUAAAGUUUUGAAAACUUGGCGCGCUAUAACAACUGUUUAGUUAAAUUGCUGACGUUAAACUAACUACUAACUUAUUAGUACGUCACGGAGUACAAUAAAGAAUUAACUCGUUAAAACUAAGCGUACCUGAGGGGAAACGGUUAACUUAACAUUUCUUAAUUAAGUUAAAUAAGUCUUAACUGUAAAAUGAGUUUACUUGAGUUUGAAACAAAAAGAACUUAAGUCACAAACUUUGGAACUUAAAACUCAAAAUCCCUUUCAGGAUAAUCGAAAUUUUACUAACGGCAACAUUGACGUCAAAUGACUUUAUUUAAAAGAAAAUAAUCAAACUUUUCAAACGUUACCAAUCCUGCAAAUAUUGGCCCAACCACAGCCAACAAUUUACAUCAAAUUGGAUUUAUUAUACACUCAAUACGCCAAUUGGACCAAUAUUGGCAAAUUACGCCAACAAGCCAACGUUAUUUGAUCCAACAAUCCUAUUAAAAUCGCUAACUCGGCGAAAAACAGGGUAAACAUUAUGACAUUUCGACAAUAAGCUCAAGCAUAGUGCCUUCGUUAACGAUAUUUUUAGGUUAGAAAAUGAAUUUAAUAAAAUCGUAAGUAAAUCUAUGAUGGCAGUUAUUAGCAGCUCGAUAUACAUUAGUUUAGUACUUAAAAUACUUGUUGAAUUUAUAACUUGACUUUAAAUAUUGUUGAACUCUCAUUUUCAUAUUUUUUAAUGUUAUCGACACAGACCAAUGAACUUUUAGACGGUUUUAUUGAAAAAUGAUUUCGUUUUACUUUUUAAUAGGUAUUCAACGUAUUUGAACAUCUCUGAUGAUAUUUUAAACAGCAUUUCUGUACAUGCAAAUAAACUGCGUACUCAAAGAAGCAAUAGUUAAUCAAGAAAAAAAGAUUGGUUUGCCAUACAAGUGAUUAGCUUAUGACAAUCUUGUAUGGCGAAGUUAUUUUUUUUUAUCUACUUAGCCUGAUUAACUAAUUGUGUUAUUUCCAUACACAGAAGCAGUGUUUAAAAUCUGUUCAAGAUCUGUUUAAACACUAUUAAUCAGAAAGAAACAAUCUUCCUUUUAACUGAGGAAGUCAGGCUCUGUCUAUACUUUUUAUUUGGUCUGUGGUUAUAUGUAAGUGAACCAGAGGUUGUUUAUCAAUGACAAGUAGUUGUAUGAAGUAAAUCUAAGUUUAAGGCGGGGUUGCUAUACUAAAUAUAUAUACAUAAAUACUCUUUCUAGUAAAAAAAAAAUAGUUAUUUUUUAAUUAAAUGACCGAUAUUAUGUUUUAUUUCUUUGAUGAUUUUGUCCUCGAGAAUUUUUAAAUCACAAUUCUAAAACUAAUUAUCCGUUAAUAUCGCUUUUAAAGCAAAUAUUGAAGUGGCAACCCCUAUCGUGUGAUUAGAUGUCGUUGUGAUUUUUAAUAUUAAACAUUCCAUAAAAAAGACAAUGUUUUGCCAAUUUCUUUAAGGCUGAAAUGAAGUCUGAGAAAACAUUAGGUACUUAGUCGCAAAGUUUAUGUACUGUUACAAAAAAAAAAUAUAUAUAUAUAUUCAAAGAACUAAAUAAUGGUUUAAAAAAGGGAAUAUUAUUUAAAUCUUUUACCAAAUUUUUGGUAUAAAAAUUAAAUCAAAAAGUGUUACAUAAAAAGCAAUACUUUUAAAUCACAGUUCUUUGAAUCGAUGCUUCUUAGCACAUAUUUUAAGAGCCAAUAAAAUAACUUCAUUUCUCUAUACAACAUAGACUUUUAUCGAUGAAGUGAUUCUACUGGACCUUAAAAACUUGCUAAACAUCUCUGAGAGCGAUCAUCUCACAGUAAGACUGUUGCAGUCGCGGAAGGGAGACAGCAUAUUACGAUAUGUAGAGUGCCAUCCCCCUUUCUCAGCCUUACUUUGACAGGUGGCCAUUCUGGAAUCCAUUUUGGAGUUUUAAAUGUCAUACAGUACAUGAACUAAAAGACAUUUUUUAGUAAGUUUUAUUAAAGUUAGCCUUUUUUUUUGUUUUUAGUACAACACGCGUGUUCUCGGUUUGUGCUUAGUAUACACUUUUUAUAUUUUAGCGUUUAGACAUUUUGUUCGUCGCACUUUAUUAUGCAAAAUGAAUUGAUUUUUUUCCACGUUUUUUCGGCUUUGUUUUAAUUAAAUCAUUUUUUUGAUUAAAUAUGUUUUAUACAGUUAAUUUUUAAAGUUGAAUCGUUUCGAAACUACGGAGAAAUCGUUUUAUGUAUUAACACGUCAACUUUUUUAUUGUUAUCAAUUAAAAUCAUGAAUUUUAGAAAAAAACAUGUACUCGGAAAUUAUUUAGUAAAAAAUAUAUUUAUAAACAAAUCGUUUUAUAAUCAAUAUACAAAAACAUUUCUCUUUAUUCGAGUAAAAAUGAAGCUAAAACUUAAAUUCACCGUUUUAAAUACUUUUACUGACGGCCGCACUAUCCUGUAUCCCAUAAAUAUCCUGGUGACCAAUAUCCCACUAUCCCUUAAUAUCCGACUGACCCAUUGACUAUCACGAAAUAACCCGGUUAUACCACAUAGCUUAACAUCAUUGUCUGUACCUCACACCACAUAGUGUAGUCUACAUUACAAUUAUAAUUUACUGCUAUAAUUUUGGACUAUAUUCCCGAACGUAAAAAAGUACAUAAGUUACAGAAAAUGUAUUAAAACAUGUGCGUCAGAAUGGCACGACCACGUUUCAUAAUAUAUGAAUGUAACUUAUCUACUUUCCCAACAAUGGGACGAAAAAAUAUUGAUUUUAAAAAUCAUAUCGUUGUUGAUUCGGGAGUGUAGUUCAAACCGGGUGACUUGUAUAAUGGAAAAAUAUAAAUUUAAAGUUAACGUCAUUUUAUAUGGUGCCGCCAUUGUCUCAAUAAUCACAAUUAUAGGUAUGGGGCUUUAGUCACAGUACACGGUGUAAUGGCUAAUCUUUGUUCUGUCAUUUCUAAAUUUUAUUAAUACUUGUAACUUUAGCAAUAUUAAAGCAAGACUAAAUACUAUGAAAAAAAUCUAUUCUAAACAAGACAUGUCUUCCUUUCUCUUGCUAGAGUUACAAAUAAGUCUUUAUUACAAUGCAAUAUUGUGUUUAUUAAUGGUUAUAUAUAUAAAAAAAACUGUUGUAUUAUGGUGUAUCCGUCGAGUUGUGUUAUGGAAAAAGUGCAUGAAACCCAUCAGUUUACCGGUAAGUGUUGCACACAAUACUAUGUCUUGAGAACAAUUAACUAAAUGUCGUAAAGAUACCCAGGUAGCAUGUACCGCUUAUUGUGACGGAAAAGGGUUGCAUGGCUCGCGUACAAUCCGAUAAUCAAUUUAAUUAAGCUUCUUUUCCAAAGCACAUCGCGACCGGAUACAAAUGUAGAACGAAACGUAUGUUACUGUUUCAUAAGAUGAUGUACCUCGGUUGUAACUUGUUGGUACAUUUGGUACUGGUUCAAUAUGGGUUGACACAGACUUGCAGCAUUCGUAAGUUACUAAUUCGCUGAAGUGACGAAGCAUUUCUUUAAGCUGUUCUUAUGCAUUGUGCUUCAUAACUGUAGUUUGAGGAUUAUCAUGUUUUAAGUCAUGUCGGUAAGGGUACUGUCUCCUCCAGUCAUACACGCAGUCUUUAAUCACAGCUUCCAUUUCUCUUGCUACCUUCAAGAUUCUAUGCUUUACUUUUGUCUCGAGUUAUUUAAAUAUUUUUAUUAUUAUAUGUAUUUUGAUAUCUUUUAGUGCACUUUUUUGGUGAUUUGGUAAAAAAAACAUUGGAAUAUUUAAUUAAAAAUUGAUUUUGUGUUGAUUUAUCGAUUUUUAUGAUUGCACUAAAUUUUAUUAAAAUAUAUUUAUUUGUGUAUUGACUGGAGGACGUGGUGUGAGGAUUUCAGAUAUUUUCUGUUUUAUAUAAGGCGUCUCGGGUCACAAUAUGAACUGCCAAAGCGUUUCGGUUACAGUUUUUAUUAUUUAACUAUACACAAUUAUCGAUACGCUCAAAAGCCGAAAAACCAUAGAAUGUGGUUUUAGAACUAAGUUUUCCGUUUUACAGAGUUUUAUGUCUCAUCUUGUUAGUAUCAUUAUGGUUUUUAUUAUAAUUUUAGUUACUUAAAGUGUAUUGCGUUUAGAAAUAAAAGGUUAAUUUCCAUGUUAGAUGAUAA
Trichoplusia ni (cabbage looper) is the source of this 7144-nucleotide messenger RNA. It is a transcript of the gene fus, whose product is annotated as RNA-binding protein fusilli. The transcript is spliced from 15 exons. Gene Ontology annotation, biological process: regulation of RNA splicing. Gene Ontology annotation, cellular component: nucleoplasm; ribonucleoprotein complex. Lineage: Eukaryota; Metazoa; Arthropoda; Insecta; Lepidoptera; Noctuidae. Bases 670 to 2928 code for a protein of 752 amino acids. Gene Ontology annotation, molecular function: mRNA binding. The record is from RefSeq and is a predicted model, not a curated record.